AGCACUACUAGGCGUGCUUCUUCAUGGUAGUAAUAACUGCUCUGUGCUACCCUCAAAAAAAAAACCUGCUCUGUGCUCUCCACCACUCCAUCUCGUCCUUGAGCUGAGCUGAAAUGCAGAGCUCUCACGCGCUUUGUCUUCUCCGUUGGGGUUGGACGAUUCAUUCAAGCUAAGCCUCCGGCGAGCAUCGACCCAGCGCGGUGGCGCUCACUACCCGUUCGACAGUAAAGCAUCCAUGCCGGGCAGCGAAGAUCGGCUCAGCGCUCUGCCGGACGGCGUCCUCCAGCACGUCCUCGGCUUCGUGCCGCCGAAUGACGCGGUCCGGACGAGCGUGCUCGCCGGCCGCUGGCGCCACGCCUGGAGAUCCAUCCGUCGCCUGCGCAUCAGCCCCAAGGACGGGUGGGACAGGCCCCAACAUCUGAAGGAUUUCUUGCACGCCUUGCUGCCCCCCGGCGACCAUGGUCCGAUUCUGGAAGAGGCCAAGCUGGACUUCGACGGAUUGGUGGAGGAAGACGACGCGCACGUCCAAGUUUGGAUCCGACGGAUUUUGUCGGGCCAAGCUCAGGUGCUCAACGUCUCCUUCAUCAGACUGGGAAACCCUCCUCUGGUCUCCCGGCAUUUGAGAAAACUGGAGCUCACUGAUACGGCUUUAGAAGCAAACAUUCUCGAUCUCGCAAGCUGCCCGGCACUGGAGGAUCUGAUCAUGGCGUCCUGUAUAUUAUCCCUUUGCAAGAUCUCGUCCCAGUCGGUGAAGCGUCUCAGCAUCAGCGGCUGUGAUUUCCUCUGUGAUUGCCGGCCUAGGAUAGCAAUCCCCAGCCUCGUCUGGCUGCUGCUUGACUCUUUCGGCGGUAACGUUCCUUUGCUUGGAAGCAUGCCUUCACUGAAAACAGCACUUGUGAGGCCUGCAGCAUACUCGAGUGAUUGCUGCAAAGGAGGUGAGCUGGGGCAGUGCUGUGGCAGCUGUGCAGAGUGUACCGGUGACGAUGACCAUAGCGGCCGCUGCGUGCUUCUUGGAGGUUUGUCGGCUGCUGUGAAUUUGGAGCUGGUAGCUCACGCUGGAAUGGUAUACUUACUUGGGACUCACAUCUUUACUCGCAGUCUCCUACAAGUGUUGUUUUCUUUCACUCCUAGAUUGUUUUGCAGAUUCUGUGUCCAUCUUUAGAUACCGGCGACUUUUUAACACUUGUAUUUACAUGGAUUGCCAGAAGAUAGGCAUAGGCUUCUAAAUAAUGUUUUUCUUCUUCUUCU
This is a messenger RNA of Aegilops tauschii subsp. strangulata, 1248 nucleotides long. Lineage: Eukaryota; Viridiplantae; Streptophyta; Magnoliopsida; Poales; Poaceae. The record is from RefSeq and is a predicted model, not a curated record.